AUGACGGUACAUAAAUCCCAAGGCACUACUUUAAAACGAGCGGUAGUUGAUCUACGAGGUUGUAGUCAGAAACUCGCAUAUACCGCAAUUUCACGUGUCAGUACACAUAAUUCAUUAGGAGUAUUAAAUUUAACACGAACUGUCUAUGAUCGCUUAACGAGAACAACAAAAGAAGAUCAG
Messenger RNA from Racocetra persica, 180 nucleotides. Lineage: Eukaryota; Fungi; Glomeromycota; Glomeromycetes; Diversisporales; Gigasporaceae. The record is from the annotation of a GenBank genome assembly.